AUGUCUGAAAGUGUUUGGUUUUCUGGUCCAGUGAAGGAUGCAGUCUCUAUAGUUAACCAGAAGGAUUGCGUAUUUCUUGUCUAUAUUUAUGACGACUCUGAUAAAACCAAGACAUUAGACAACACACUCAAUGAUGAAGAAAUAGCAAACCACAUUAAACAACAUGCUGUUGCUUUAAAAAUGGAAAAGGAUUCAGAGAAUGCUUCUCUAUUUAGCCAAUUAUAUCCAAUACAGACUGUACCCAUCUUGUACUUCAUCAAGCAAGGUGUAAUCAGAGAGUUUGGAACUGAAGCUAUUACCAAACAAGAACUCUUGGAAAAGAUAACAAAUGCAAAUAACCAAACCACUGUUGGUCAGCAAAACGCGUCUUUAAAUACGAGUACACCUUCCGAGGCAAGUGGCAGUCGUACGACAGUUGAUACACCUUUUGAAGACCAAAAUAAUGCGUCUACAAAUAACAAUGCAAAUGCAGAGGCAACAGCUGCAGCAAAGAAAGCGGAAUUGCAAAAACGGUUAGAAGAAGCUCGAAAACAACGCGCUGAGCAAGAAAGACAAGAAGAACGAGCGAGAGAGAUAAAGCGUAGAAAUGAGGCAAAGGCUAUACAAGAGGCUCAGCAGAUGCAAAAGGAUAAGGAAAACCAAUUGUACCUUGAAAAGAUAAAAAAAGAACGCAAGGAGGCAGAAGAGCAUAAACGUAGAGUGCGCGAGCAAAUAGCCAGAGAUCGCGCAGAGAGAUUAGCUGAGAGAAAGGCAGAAAAAGGACGUCAGGAAGCCGCUGGUUCAUCCAGUCAGCAGAUAGACAAUACGAGUAAGAAGAGACAGAACCACGAAUAUAGCAAUCUGAAUAUCCGUUUGCUUGACGGGACAAAUAUGCGUCAUCAGUUUGAAGCAUCUGAUACUUUGGCUAUAGUAAAACACUGGAUUGAACAAAACAGAACAGAUGAAAAGAAAGACUAUAAGCUCUCUUCUCUGUUUCCUACUCGUUUAUUUACCGAAGCAGAUAAUAAUACCUCUCUCCGAGACCUGGAUCUCUGCCCAAGCGCUACUAUCAUCUUGAAGCGAAGCAAAAACACAGCACCCAGUUUAAACCAGAAUAAUAGCUCUCAGCUCGGUUUUUUCCAAGCUGGGCUAGGUCAUGCUUACGCUUUCUUUGUAGGUUUGCUGAGCUUUUUCGCCGGAUUGUUUGGCACGUUAUUUCCAAGAAAUGGAUACAAUCCCAUUCAACCAUCUGCAACAUCUGAGCAACAACGACAGCAACAACAACAACAACAACAACAACAGCAGCAGCAGCAGCAGCAGCAGUCAUCUGCUCACAGUUUGAAGGGCGGUCAUCGUUUAGGAGGCAUACCUAACUCAAGCGAAGAUAGCAUCUCUACGUCAGUAGCAGAUAGAGGACAAAGGCGAACACCUUUUACUGCUCGCUUCAAUACCUUAUACGAGGGGAAUGAUAAUGCUGAAAAUGAAAAGAGACCGACAUACAAUGGCAACUCUGUUAACCAUGAAUAA
Messenger RNA from Rhizopus microsporus ATCC 52813, 1506 nucleotides. RefSeq names its product UBX-domain-containing protein. Bases 1 to 1506 code for a protein of 501 amino acids. The transcript has 9 exons. Gene Ontology annotation, molecular function: protein binding. The record is from RefSeq and is a predicted model, not a curated record. NCBI's taxonomy places the organism in Eukaryota, Fungi, Mucoromycota, Mucoromycetes, Mucorales, Rhizopodaceae.